Penicillium brasilianum is the source of this 3245-nucleotide messenger RNA. The record is from the annotation of a GenBank genome assembly. Lineage: Eukaryota; Fungi; Ascomycota; Eurotiomycetes; Eurotiales; Aspergillaceae.
GGAUGGCGCGCCUGUCGGGUACGCCAAAGUUCAGUCAUUUUGUGCAUCUUCUAGUUCCUUGAGGUAUUCUGGGCGGACCCUGAAGAAAUUUGAACCGGUUUCCCUUUUGUACUCAGCGACAAGUUCCUUCAUAUCUCUAUACUGCCUUUGCGACCCCGUCCUGGGGCUGCAACUAGUUGACUGGGCCCGCGUCAUUCAGUGGCUCAUUCACUCAGCUCCAACUAGCUGUCUUCAAAAAAGCCCAAUCUGAGAUUCAUAUCUUCAGACUUGACUCUGCAAUUCGCCCUUCGUCGAACCCACCCUCCGCCAUAAUGGCGUCCCAAGCUCCCGGAUCCUCGGCGCCAUCUUCAAAUAUCAACUCUCCUCUUCUCCCACCAGGCAAUGGCCCCCUCCUGAACGGCGCAUUGUCCGACUUGAAUAGCCGAUCCUCUCCAGCCCCCGCCAGCAAUGCAUCGGUACAGGGUGAUGCAGCUCGCGCGAAGCGCAACAAGCGAGAUAGUCGCAAAAAACGCGAAGCAAAAGGCCUAGAUCCGGAAAGCGCACCGCCACCCAAGAAACGCGCAACGGCUGCAAGCAUUGCCCGUCCCAGCUCGGAACUUUCGAUUCUCCGUCCAUUGCUACUCGCCGAGCCACGGGCUUCAGAUCGGUUCCCUCCACAACCGCGCCAAUUCAAUCUUGUUACAAGCAAGAGCUCACAGGUGCUAGGUCAAACCUGGGAUUUUUAUGAGGUUGUCGAUAAACUCACCAACAAGAACGGCUUCCGCUACAGUUACGCAAUUGGUGAUCCGGGCUUUCCUCAUAUCAAGUACCGACAGACCGACGUCCAACCCUAUCACACACGCUUUAGCUUCGAGGACUCUCCCGCUGCGAUUUCCUUCUCGCAAGAUGCUAGGGCGGUAACCACAAGUGAUGCGUGGCAUACCGCGCGCGCCAACGUGUGCGCUCGGGAGGGAUCAUAUUAUUACGAGGCGCGGGUCAUUAGUGGCCGAGUCAAUAACGCACAAGCAGCUCCCCAAAAAGGCGGCCCUGGAGCAUCUCCUCGUGGGCAUGUCCGACUCGGUUUCGCUCGACGUGAGGCGGAUCUGGAUGUCAACGUGGGUGUCGACUGCUACGGAUAUGGCAUCCGGGACGUCAACGGCGAAGUCGUCAAUCGCAUGCGUUGCGAAUUCUUCUUCCCCAAGGGUGAAGGCAUCAACGAAGGCGAUGUCAUCGGCAUGCUAAUCACUCUCCCUUCCCUAUCCCUGCACAAGAAAAUCGUCGAAGGCACGUACGAUCCCGCUGUUGAUGGCGACGGAUCCGACCCAUCAACAAGUGCUCCUUCAGCCGCCAAUAUCAUCCGAGACCGUAUCCCUUUCCACUACAAAUCCGACUUUUGCUGGCAACAGUCCAACGUCUUUUCUACAAAACACCUUCGCGAUUACGCCUUCAAUUUGAAAGAAACUCCUACAUUCGGGCCUCCCUCCCCGCUCAACAGCGAAGAUCCCACUCUCCGCACAUUGCCCGGUUCCGGCAUAACCAUCUUUAAGAAUGGUGUGAAGAUGGGCACACCCUUCAAAGAGCUGUAUGCUUUCUUGCCUCCAGCGAGCCGUCUCGCCAAUGGCACAAAUAACCUUGGCAUUGGCGAACGUGAGAAUGCCGACGACGGCAUGAUCGGCUACUACCCAGCCGUCAGCUGCUACGGCGGCGGUGCGGUCGAGUGCCGCUUCGAGGGCCCAUGGUGGGUUGGACCGCCCGAGCAAAACGAGCUCGGCGGGCCCGUUCGACCUAUGGGCGAGCGCUUCAACGAUCAAAUCGUCGAGGACGUGGUCGCCGAUAUCGUCGACGAGGUUGAAGCCAUGUUCACCUGGGGCGGUGUCGACGGCGACGUGAUUGGCAAUAACAACACGGAGCUAGACGGUACCGCAUCUAGUGCCAUCGGGGGCACAGAGGUCUUGCAGAAUGGCGUCGGGGCUGCGCUUGCUACGGCCGGCGCGGCUGGGGGUUCUGAUUCUGCGGUGAAUAGUAAUCAAGCCACGCCUGCGGCUAACACGAUGCUGGAGGAUACGAUGAGUGUUGGCACGGCUGGGACACCGAAUCAUGCUGCUGAAGCUCCAGCGGGUGCGGAUGAAGAUGUUGAGAUGACCUGAUGUUGCUGUGCCACGCCUAAAAGCCUAGACUGAGGAGUGUCAUAAGCUGGGCGAAUUCGAGUUGAUACCAUGUCAAUGAAUUUCAAAGAGCCCAACCCUUCUAACAUUAUGAUCAACAUUUGUACGAUAAAAAGCUGGAUGACCCAAUACAAUGCAAUGUACAGAAACAGAUGGUAUCAUUGUAGUCAUACAGAUAUAUAAUAAAAACACGGUCCGAAAGUUAGACCCCUUGGCUGGAACUAACCAUCCAACCUCCUCCCCUCCAGCAACUCACCGACCUUCAUCACCAACUCAUCAUCGCCAUACUGACCAAUUACCUGAAUACCAGCCACCUCAUCCGCCUCUGUAUUCUGCUCAGACUCGGCCACCGUCACGGGCACCGAAAUAGCAGGCAAUCCAGCCAGACUAGCCGGGACCGUGAAAACAUCAUUCACGUAUGCAUCCAAAGGCGACGAGCCAGCCGAAACAUCCGACAAUCGCGGUGGUGCGGACGGCGCGGUGGGACACACAAUGAUAUCUACAUCCGCCGCCGAUGAAUGCUCUGUUUCCGAUGCCUCUGCCGCAGCGAAUGGAUGCGCAGCCGCAAAGACGGUAUCGAAGUCCUGCUGAACCAGUCGACGCACUCGCUGCGCUUGGAUGAAAUAAUUGUCCAUUGCAUCCGCACUCAAACUGAACGUGCCGAGGAGGAUACGGCGCUGCACCUCGGCACCAAAACCAGCGCCACGAGUGUUAGCGUAGAGAUAGCCAUCUUGCUGUCUAGUGCUAUCCGGUCCCUCGGCACGCGUGCCGUAUCGGACACCGUCAUAUUUGGCAAGGUUCGAGGAUGCCUCUGCAGGUGCGAGGACGUAGUAUGCGGAGAGGGCGUGUUUGGUUGCUGGUAGAGAUACGGGGUGGAUGGUAUGUCCUUGGUCUUGGAGGUGAGCUAGAGAUAGAAGCCAUGCUCGGCGGAUAGGUGGUGUGAGCUCGGAGAUGUUGUAUUCUAGUGGGACGCCGAUGCGGAGUGGGGAUGAUGUUAAUCGGGAUGCGAGCCGUGGUGUUUGAAGGUGGGAGAGAAUUCGGGAGCGUGAGGAAGAGGUGAUGCUGGUUGGGUCGCGGGCAUCGUGCUUGUUGAGGAUGGCU